UGAACACAACAUACAAAAAGCGAGCAUCAUCACAUCAUAAUGGAUUCAGGUCACAGCAACGAAGCAACUAGAUUAUGGAGAGUUUUUCGUACUGCGCAUCAAAUGGUUCAUGAUAGAGGAUACUUAGUCUCUCAAUCAGAACUUGAUAUGGAUUUGGAGUCAUUUAAGCGUACAUUUGCUCCUUCUGGUGAUGUUGAUCGAGAUCAAUUGACAUUUGUAGUGCAAAAGAAGGACGAUCCAACUGACCAACUGCUUGUCUUCUUUCCCAAAGAUCCUUCAGUCGGUGUUAAACCUCUAAGAGUUUACGUCGAACGUAUGGCACAACAGCAAAUUCCCAAGGGUAUCUGUAUUUAUCAAAAGAGUAUGACUUCCUCAGCAAAUAAGGUCAUCCAACAAUUACCUUCAAAGCAUACAUUAGAAUCUUUCCAAGAAAACGAGUUACUAGUCAAUAUUACACAUCAUGUAUUGGUACCUAAGCAUGAAGUAUUGACACCAGAAGAAAAGGCUACUUUAUUGCAGAGAUACCGUUUGAAAGAAACUCAAUUGCCACGUAUUCAGCAUACGGAUCCAGUCGCUAGAUAUUAUGGCUUAAAGCGUGGACAGGUUGUCAAAAUUUUAAGAGAGAGUGAAACUGCCGGUCGAUAUGUCAGUUAUAGAUUAUGUAUUUAAAUAACAACAGCAAUAAUAAUUAAAAAAAAAAAGAAGUGGGUCAUUUUUCAUAUAAAAACUCCUUAUAAAAACUUUCUCCUUUUUAUUAUUAUUAUUACUAUUAUU
Rhizopus microsporus ATCC 52813 is the source of this 774-nucleotide messenger RNA. Its product is annotated as RPB5 subunit of DNA-directed RNA polymerase. The transcript has 7 exons. Bases 40 to 669 code for a protein of 209 amino acids. Gene Ontology annotation, molecular function: DNA binding; DNA-directed RNA polymerase activity. Gene Ontology annotation, biological process: DNA-templated transcription. NCBI's taxonomy places the organism in Eukaryota, Fungi, Mucoromycota, Mucoromycetes, Mucorales, Rhizopodaceae. Gene Ontology annotation, cellular component: RNA polymerase II, core complex; RNA polymerase III complex; RNA polymerase I complex. The record is from RefSeq and is a predicted model, not a curated record.